GAACUCAGACCUUUGUAUAAUAAAAGGUGCCAGUUUUAUUCAAGUGGAACAGGAUUCCUGUACGAUGCCCACCAGACAGAGGUGACAUGUUAUACCUUAAACAGCAAGUGCCAGCUGAAAAUAAAGAGUAACACAUGCUAUUGCUGCGACCUGUACAACUGUGAGAAUUCAGAGCAGUCCUCCAGCUACUAUGAAUUUCUCGGCGUGAGCAGCUGUCAGGAUGUGGUUCACCUGUAUAGGCUGCUGUGGUCCUCCACAGUCCUCAACAUCAUCGGGCUGUUUCUGGGGAUUAUUACGGCAGCCAUUCUUGGGGCAUUUAAAGACAUGGUACCUCUGUCCCAAAUUGCUUUCAGUGCUUCACCCCCUCCUCAGAUCCUGUACAACCCUGCCCAGCAGAUCCUGACAUACGCUGGCUUUUGUCCUUCUGCAGCAACUAUUUCUACAUAUCCAUCCUACCCGUUACCUCUUCAGCCUGCCAGCACUUUUCCAGGAACAUCAUCAACUGACAUUUCAUUAUCAGAAGAAACUCAGCCUCCAUCUCAGUCCAGCUCCAGCUAUGGUCUUCCCCCCAACGCUCCAGCCCUCUACACACCGACGUACUUCUUGCCUGGUGAAAAGCCUCCACCGUACGCACCGUAG
Messenger RNA from Eurypyga helias (sunbittern), 639 nucleotides. Its product is annotated as transmembrane protein 255B-like. The record is from RefSeq and is a predicted model, not a curated record. Lineage: Eukaryota; Metazoa; Chordata; Aves; Eurypygiformes; Eurypygidae. The annotation marks the transcript as partial. The transcript is spliced from 5 exons.